ACGGUCGGGGUCGAGAUCGACCUCAAGGGGGGGCGCCUUCGGAACAAAGCCUCCCGUGUCUGGCGUUUCGACCUGGCCACCCGGGCUCUACUGGCACGGAGAAGGAUGCGCGGUGAGCACAUGGAGGUCUGGCUCGGCCACGCGGUCUCGGUGCUGAUGCUGGCCAGGCCCGGCUACGCGGCGCUCUCGGCCACCUACCGGUUUGCCGAGACCGCGCGGGGCGUGCGGACUGCCCUGCCGCGGGAGGUCAUGCAGGAGAUGCGCAUCGUGGUCGGGCUCGUCUGGCUGACAGAGGUCGACCUGGCCGCGCCCUAUGUGCCUCGCGUCUACGCCAGCGAUUCCGCCGACCACGGGCGCGGGCUCAUGCGCAUGAGGGCCUACGACAGCGAGCUGCGCUCCGCCUACCGCUGGAAGGAGAAGUGGAGCCUGAUCAGGCGACACCUCCGGGGGCCCCGCGCGGGCCUCGUCUCUCCGGCCGACGUUGCCGACAUGGGGGGCUACGGCCACGCGGACGCGUGCCGCGAGUGCGACGAG
This is a messenger RNA of Prorocentrum cordatum, 534 nucleotides long. NCBI's taxonomy places the organism in Eukaryota, Dinophyceae, Prorocentrales, Prorocentraceae. The record is from the annotation of a GenBank genome assembly.